Saccostrea echinata is the source of this 1010-nucleotide messenger RNA. RefSeq names its product kin of IRRE-like protein 3. NCBI's taxonomy places the organism in Eukaryota, Metazoa, Mollusca, Bivalvia, Ostreida, Ostreidae. The coding region runs from base 1 to 846 and encodes 281 amino acids. The transcript has 7 exons. The record is from RefSeq and is a predicted model, not a curated record.
AUGAAAGACGUACAGAAACGCUGGUACAGACGUGGAUCUGACAGUAUUGUCAGCAAUAAAACUACUCUCUUCUUCAAAAGUGUUUCCUAUGCGGACACAGGAAGUUAUAUUUGUGUCAUCAAGUACCAGUCAUGUGAUACUAAUACAACCCAGAACGGAAGGAAAAAUCUGACAAAAACAGUUCAUCUAGACGUUCAAGGUGCACCACUUUUAAUUUUACCGGAUAGGCGGAAAUCAUUCCAUGUCGCCGAAGGGCAGUCUAUUCUGUUUAAUAUUACAAUAGCCAGUUCUCCCCCUCCUCUUCAAUCUCUUACCAUCGUAGAGUCUAACAACAGAAACCAACUUCAAUUUGAUGUUGAAUUCAACAGGACGGUUAUGUCGUUUUCUGAUGAUAUAGCGAUUUCUAAAGACGUGCCUGUGUACACAGCAUACAUACGUCUAAAUAACAUUACGUCUACCUGGACAGGGGAAUACAUUCUGUGCAUCAACAAUUCUUAUGGAUACGCUACCUAUGAGUUCUCCAUAAAAGUGUUCCGUCCAAAUAAAGUUUCAGUGUGGCAGUCUAGGGCCGUGGAGAUUGUAGGAGGUGGUAUAGGGGGGUUCAUAUUUCUGUUUCUAGUGGUCGGGAUCAUCUACAUGUGUCAAACACGAUACAAGCAAAAGGCCCUACAAGAAAAAAUCAAGGAAUUUGUUGAAGCUGAGAGAAAAGGAAGUAUGGAGAGUUUGGAAGUUUUGGGUCUUGGAAAAACAACUAAAGGGUUUGACAACUUCACCACCGAGGAAGAACAUGACCAUUUCCGCCAGCUUCAAAGUUUGAACACAUUCAACAAUCCAGAAGAAAACUGACAAGCAGUACUUUCCUGUACAUCUACAUGUACCAGCAUAUCCUUCCAAUGGGACAAAUCACAUUACUGUUGAGUUAGCCUUGAAAAUAAAUCAUCUUGGCACUAAAAUGGUUUCCAAAUUCACAGAUCAGUACCUUAAAACUUGGCAGAUUAACAUGGACAUAA